CAGCAACUUACUCAUUCCGCCGCGCGCCUCAGUGGAGGAAGGUUCAUGCGCACUUUGAUUCUCGCGUUUAGAGAGAACCCACAGUAAUACCCACGAGGUGGAGCAAAUAGUUACGGGUCUUAUAAAAGCUGAAGGUUUAAACUUUUUUUAUUUAAGUGUCUGAUGAACUGUAUCUGAUAUAUUGAGUAGUUUGGUGAGAAAAGUUUAAAUCACCAAGUAAGGAGACAAGAAGACGCGACGCAAGACUGCCACUCCAGAACAACAACUCAUCACAUAAGGUAGAAGCGAGACUAGCCUGGUGAGGGUGCGUGUUUAGUGUGUCUCGCCAUAUUGUGAAGCCCAGUCAACACCUGUGCAGACUUCCUGCCCACCCACUGAAUUAUACAUCUCAGCUGCUAAAAGAAACCGCCUUUCCUUGCUCAGCACCUCAUCAACUCGACAAUAUGGGUCUCGGUAUUCUGGAUAUUGUGCUGCUGACGCUGUCCAUCAUGAGCAGUGCUGCCAUCGGUAUCUACUAUGGCAUCAAGGGCCGCAAAUCGACGCCCUUGGAAUACCUGCUGGGGGGUAAGUCGAUGAAGCCCCUGCCUCUGGCGAUGAGCAUGAUGGUGGGCACUGUGUCAGCCAUCACCAUCAUGGGCAACGCCGGUGAAAUGUACGCACACGGCACCCAGAUGUGGAUGAUGGACCUUGGCAUUGUUCUGGGCCUCGUCAUCGUUGCUAAGGUCUUCAUCCCCAUUAUGUAUCCGCUUGACAUGGUCUCUCUCUACCAGUACGUGGAGAAACGGUUCAAGUCCAAAUGGCUUCGUCAGGCAACAGUGGUGCUGCAGCUGCUGGGCGGAUACUUCUUCAUCGGCUUCCUCCUCUUCCCACCUUCAGUCGCGCUUCAAGCUUUCACUCCACUCCCUUCUUACGCCAACAUCUUUAUUGUCGGCGCCACCUGUACCCUCUAUUCUGCUGUCGGUGGGGUGAAGGCAGUGGUGUACGCGGAUGUGCUCCAGUCACUGGUGAUGAUCGCCGGGGUGCUGGCCAUCGUGAUCCAGGGAUCCAUGUAUGCGGGCGGACUGGACAUGGUGUGGGACAUUGCCUACCACAACGACAGAAUUGAACUGCUCAACUUCAACCUGGACCCCUACCAGCACCACAGCUUCUGGCUCUGCAUUAUUCUUGGUUUCUUCUUCACUCUCGGCACCUUCGGCGUCAACCAGAGCCAGACGCAGCGCUACUUCAGCACCGGCUCCAUCGCACAGGCCCAGUGGGUGCUGUACUAUGCUGCCAUAGGGAUGGUGUUCCUGCGGGGGCUGAUCAACCUCUCGGGCUUGGUGAUAUACGCCUACUUCAAGGAUUGUGACCCCCUCACUGAAAAUGAUCCGCAUAAGGAUCCCGCCUAUGUGUUGAUCCCGUAUGUGAAAAUGGUGCUCACGAAGAUCCCGGGCCUCUCAGGACUCUUUGUUGCUGCAAUCUACGCCGCCGUACUCAGCUCAGUGUCAACACAGCUCAACUCCAUGACGGCUCUUCUGUGGGAGGACUUCUUGAAGGUGUUACCCAUCUUUAGUGAUUGGAGUGAGGUCAAAAUUGGGGGACUACAGAAGGUGAUAGUGUUCGCUACGGGCACACUGGGAACCGCGCUGGGUUUCUUGGUGUCGCAGCUGCAGUCCUUCCUGACGACUCUCUUUGCAAUCAAUGGCGCUCUCUCCGGCCCUCUCAUUGGCCUUUUCCUCGUAGCCGUCUAUCUCCCAUGGGUCACUUAUAAGGGAGCCUCUGCCGGUUUUAUUGUGUCCAUCAUCCUCAACAUGUGGAUCGCAAUUGGUCAAGUUACUUUACCUAAACGGGCCUUAUUGCCAUCGUCCAGAAGCGGGUGUAAUACAAAUCCUGCCGUCGAGAUGUUCAUCGCUGAUGACCCCUUCAACGUCACUGCCACAGAUAAUGUCUUCAACCUCACCACAGUGGCAAUUGACACAAUGCAAAUGGAAGACACGAAACACCCGGUGUACGGUCUGUCAUACUGCCUCAACUCACUGUGGGGAACACUCUUCUGUAUCGUGGUGUCUGUUAUUGUCACUGCCAUUACAGGAAGCAACACACCGGAGGAUGUCGAUGAGAAGCUGAUCGCCCCGGGGUCGUGGGUGUUGUUUCAGAGGUCACUCGUCCUUCAGGCCAAAGAGUUCUUCAGAGAGAAAAUCCUCCGAAGAGAAUCCUCUACCAGGGGGGGUAACAAGCAAAAGGACGAGGAGCUAGAAAUUAAAGAUCCACUGAACAAUUCUUUAGAAUUAAAGGAGCCAAAAGAUGAUGACAUUGAAAGCAGAGGAGCUGUCUGAAGUUAAUGUCUUUUGGAAACAUUAUGACAUUGAAAACACAAGAUAUUAAUAUUCUUUAACAGAAAAGUCCUGUUUGAGCUGCAGAUGUUUGAAAUUAAUACUUUUUAAGGAAUCCAAGGGUUGAGUGCAAUAUGCUAUAGCCUUUGAAGGCAAGUGUUGUUUAGGUGAAAACAGACUACAGUAGUACAAAAGGUAAGCCUGUGACUUUCUGGAGAGGUGAGAAAGAGACAUAUCCAGUGGUGAGGACAUCCUAAAUAUUGUACAAAGGAGAGAGGAAAAAGUAUCUGAAGGACAUACUGGAUAUGCAGUAAAUUUUAAGGCAUUGAGCGACUAUAAACGCACGUGAUUGAAAUGCAUAAGAGCAGUAGUAUAGUAUACAGUAUAUGAGUUAUGUAAUACACUAUGCGGUGCAAACUUUGAAGGAUGCACAAAUUAAAGUUUUCUUUCACUGUAGAACGUUACGUCUACUGAAGUAUACACCGGCAUCAUGUAUAUAUUUUCAUUCAAAGUUUGUUGUCCCAAAAUCUAGAUAUUAAGAAAUUUUUAUGAUAAAUUUUUUUUUAUGAAUCUAAUUUCUCAUAUAUACUGUAUCACAUUUCCAAAGACAAGUAAGGUUUGUGGUAGAGUAUUGGCCUAAAACAUAUGUAUAGUGAACACUAAAGUGAAAACUUUCAUAAAGCUCCACAGUUAUAUUUAAUCAAUAGCCAAAGGUGAGAGUUAUGAACUCAUGGAACAACCUGCCAGUGUGUGUUGUGAUGGCACCGAGUGUGAGCUCUUUCAAGACCAGACUGGAUAAGCACUGGAGCAGGUUCAGAUACAUUCAAGAGCCAGUGCAGGCCCAGUACUUGUCUACAGUGCAUAACAGAGACGUAACCGAUCGCCCAAGCGGCUAACGAGCCGAUCAGUGGUGUAGAGGAUAAAAGUUUAAAGCUAAAAGCUAUACCAGUAAUUUGGACUGUCUUAUUGAUGGCACUAGUUAUGUCAUUAUAUUUCCGGGUUAUUACAUGUACAGUAUAUUCAUUCUAUAAUAUUAUGAGGAACAUUGUAAACCCUCUGUACUUUAAACUGGUUAGAUAAAUUAUCAUUUGAUAUUUUUUAUACCAGUGAGAUUACUAAGGUGCUACUGGCUGUGUUGUUGAUUCAGGAACAGUCAUUAUCCAUGACACUGGGUUUAUCGAAUUGUGGUAUGACACCAGGCAACUAAGUGAUAAAUUGUAUUUCUUUUACCUAGCAUAUCUACACUUUUGUCACUGCAUUAGUACAGACAUUUUUUGUGCACUCAAGAAGUCUGUCAUAAUUUUCUUGACCUUCCCAUCUCUCACCUAACUGUAUGUACAGCAAACACAAAAAGUAUCAAGCCCCCCCAGCCAUCCAAAUGAAUAUGAAACAUCAGGUGAAACCUGACCCAACCCAACCAAUACAUGAACACAUCUUAGUUUAUUGCUCAUUUUCUAUUAUACACUACUUGACCCUGGGGAGUUAUUACAGUGUUGAUUGGCUGGACAACAGUUAUGCUUUUCCUUUUUCAAAAGAUGACUAUUACCAGCAAGUUCCUGUCAUCAGCUUCUUGACAUUUCAUCAGGCAAACCUAUGCUUACACAAGCAUAUCUACAAUAAUUAUCACCAGAAUAUAACUAUCCAUCCCAUAAUUUUAUCUCGACCAAAAAAUUUAAUUAUCGGGUCAACCUAUCAUGUUAAUGGCUACACAUUACCUACAUACGAAUUCUGUCGGUAUAUCCCCCCCAAAAAAUAGAUCAACAUUGAAAAUGACUAAAGUUAAUCCUUAAAUACUUUCACAAAAAAGUAACAAAUGCCAUGAUACAGUACAACUAGACCAUUAUGCGACAUAUUCAGUGCUACAACACUCCCACAUUCUCCCUAAGACUUACCAUUAAAAUUACAUCCUAUGAGAAGAUAAUUAAGUUUACCUGAAGUUUAAUAAGAAAAAUGAAACACCUUAUCAUGAAAAUCUUAUUCCUCAGCAGUUCUCUCACUACAAUCCUCCAUUAUUCAUCAUCAAAUUUUCCUUCAAAUAAUACUCAUCACUUGGCAUUAAAGAUGUUUGUUACAGCACAUUGUAUGUCCAAUUCUGUGUGAAUAUGUUACUGUCCAGUCCAUUUUCCAACCUGUCCAAAAUGGCAUAUUUAACAUCUCCCUUCACCCUCACCUAUCAUCACAAAUACUACCAUGAAUUUAUUAGCCUACAAUAAAAAUAAUAUAAUGUCACACUCUGUAGCUACAGUGUAUAAACAGGUUCAUUUCACCUGGUCAAUGAUUUAAUUAUCUGUCAUUUCAUUCAGUUUGAAGUACGUAGUUGUCUAGAUUUAGUCAAAAAAUUCUUGUUUUCCUACAAAGUUUAUUUAAUAUUCUCUUGAGAAAUAAGGUAUCAUACCACCUGUUACCAAUCUUCCUUUCUCUUCACAUUAGAUACAGUACAAGAAACUUGAGGUGAAGCCUUACGCGUCGCCUAAAUGGUGAUCAUUACCCAAUGACGGUAACCAUCAUUAAAAGUUUUAGUCAAAGUUUCAGGAUUAUUUUCUGCCAAUAUGGUUGUAAAACCUUAUUAAUUACAAUUUGCAUUGUAUGUUAACUGCCAGGUAUUAUAAUGUCUAUGUCAAGCAUAAACUUUUCAUAUCAAGAAAAUUAUCCCCAAUAUUUUGAAGCUGAAGACAUGACUUUUAUAAACUUUCUUUUUGGUAACUGUCAAUUCUAGCUAAUAUUCUCUAAUAGUUCUUCACAAACUGCCAAAUUAACACAGAUGCAAGAUUUGAUUGCUAUACAAAAUUGUGUAUGAAAGCAAUGCUUUAACAGGUUGGGAAAGAUACUGUAUAUAGCCUUAGAUGUUAAAGCCCCUUCUAAAAUUCAGUAACAAUGUAAUAGAUAAUUUAAUUGUUUAUUAUCAUUCCUUUUUAAUUUUUAUAUAAUCACCUACUUACUGAGUUUUGAACCAGUCAUGUAUAUAUAUAAUGAUGACAAUGAUUUUUAUGAAAUGGUAAAAUUUGAUUCCUGAUGAGUUAUACAAUACUGUAUGUAAUCAGUUCAUCUAUAAUAGAUUUAACUCAUUUCAUAUACACUAUUAUUAUUAUUCAUUAAUCCAUUAUUAAUAGGAAAUAUAUUUUAAUUAUAUUUUUAUAUCAAUGGUACUUAUGUUUAAGCUUAUAAAUAUUUCCUAGUCUUUUGAAGAAAUCUCACAAUUACUUGUAUAUGCUAAAUGUUGUACUUAUGUCUUCAAUUAUUGUAUGUACAGUAUGUAUGUAAGCCAAAAUAAAAUAAUAUUAAGAGUA
Molecule: messenger RNA, 5599 nt
Organism: Homarus americanus (American lobster)
Lineage: Eukaryota; Metazoa; Arthropoda; Malacostraca; Decapoda; Nephropidae
Product: sodium-coupled monocarboxylate transporter 2-like
Exons: 11
Coding region: 444-2315 (623 amino acids)
Biological process (GO): transmembrane transport; sodium ion transport
Cellular component (GO): membrane
Molecular function (GO): symporter activity
Source: RefSeq, a predicted model, not a curated record